AUGCUCGCAAAGGCUGCCUGUCUUGUGGCCGCGCUGGUCAGCAACGCCCUCUGCUUCAAACCCCCACCCUCCUCCAAGACUGUCGACCCCAAGAAGGAACAAAAAGUCGUCUGCGAAAUCAGACUCCUCACGGAGUAUGCCAACAAGUUCCCGACCGUUUUGAUCUCCAUUGCUACCCUCGAGACCGCCCUCUACCUGGUUCUCAUGACUAUCAACAGUACUAGUGGCGGUAGUGGUGCAGCGAGUAGGAUUUUGAAGGGAUCGAGCUCGCUUCCGUUGCACGAUCAGGUCAUCUUUCAGGAAAUGGGAGUUCUGAAAACUUGGCAGAAGGUUACAACUGUGUUGUUUCAAUCCGGGCCUUACACUUACCUCCGCCACCCAUCCUAUACCGGCGCGAUCCUCAACGGCAUCUGUUUCAGAUUCCUCCUCUUCCACCAGGGCAUCUGGAACGUCUUCACUCUCCUCGCCUCCCGCGCCGCUUCUGCAGUCCUACAAACCAAGGUCGCAGUUCCCACAUCUGUGCUGGGUUUACAGACUGAGUACUGGAUGAUGCUGUUGUAUGGGUUGAUGAUGGUUGGUGGCACUGCGUACCGCGUGAGGAAUGAGGAGGCGAUGUUGAAGAGCCAUUUUGGACGGGAGUGGGAUGUUUAUGCGAGCAAGCGCUGGCGCUUUAUUCCUUUUGUUUACUAA
Molecule: messenger RNA, 690 nt
Organism: Linnemannia hyalina
Lineage: Eukaryota; Fungi; Mortierellomycota; Mortierellomycetes; Mortierellales; Mortierellaceae
Source: the annotation of a GenBank genome assembly